Molecule: messenger RNA, 1950 nt
Organism: Mugil cephalus (flathead mullet)
Lineage: Eukaryota; Metazoa; Chordata; Actinopteri; Mugiliformes; Mugilidae
Gene: baiap2l2a
Product: BAR/IMD domain containing adaptor protein 2 like 2a
Exons: 14
Coding region: 53-1336 (427 amino acids)
Biological process (GO): positive regulation of actin filament polymerization; plasma membrane organization; actin filament bundle assembly
Cellular component (GO): nucleoplasm; cytosol
Molecular function (GO): protein binding
Source: RefSeq, a predicted model, not a curated record
CACUCCUCCCCCCUCCUCCCCUCCUCCUUUCAUUCUCUCCAGAGUGUUCAACAUGUCGGUGGCAAUGAACCAGAUGAGCCAGGACCAGCUGCACCGCUCCACCCUGACCAUUUACUCUAAUCUGACAGACGAGUUCAACCCCAGCAUGAGCAAACUGGUUUCUCUGGGGAAUAGCUACGUCCAGGCCUUCAGGGCUCUGACUGCGACUAGUGAAGCGUAUUUCAGCACUUUGUCCAGGAUCGGAGAGAAAGCUUACCACAGCAUGUCCUCCUCGUCUCUCGGAGACGUCUUGAUCCGGAUCUCGGAGAGUCAUCGCCGACUGACCCGGGACCUGGAGGGAGUGUUCCGCUGGUUCAGUUCAGAGGUUCUUCAGGAGCUGGACAGGAACGUCCGACUGGACAGAGAUUUCAUCUCAGCCAGCAGGAGGCAGUAUGAGAUGGAGGUCCAGAACCAGAGAACAGCUCUGCAGAGACAGAUGAGGAGAGGAGUCGCCCAGGGUGGUGGCGAGUACAUGAUGCAGUUCCUCAGGGACAGCCAUGGACAGGCUCUGAAGGAGGAGGAGAGGCGGUACCGCUUCCUGGCUGAGAAACACUGCAGCCUGAUCCAGUCCAUGUCUCAGCUCAUGAAUAAGAAUGGAGAAAGUCUGCAGCAACGAGCCCACGUCUGGUUGGGGGAGGUGGGUUCAACCAGACGAGCUGAGGCCAUGAAGACGUCCCCUCCAGACCACAGCGUGGGACCCCGGGACAACAUGACUCUGGGCAGAGCCCCGUCCAGAGCUCCGUCUCCUCAGGGCUUCCUCCCUCGCUCUGCAGGAGAUUCAUCAGGAGGAGUAGGCGGAUUAGGAGGAGGGGGCGGAGGGGGCGGAGGAGGCGGAGGCCGGACCGUGAGGGCCAGGGUGGAUCACCAGCCUGCUGCCUCCAGCCCCACCAUGCUGCCCUUCAGCCAGGGGCAGAUGAUCACGGUCCUGGUGCAGCAGCCUCGUAACGGCUGGUUGUACGGGCGGAUUGAAGGCAGCUCACGACAGGGGUGGUUUCCAGCCUCAUAUGUGGAGAACGUGGACGAACCUCCAAGGUCCAGCAGCUACAGUUUCAGUGCGCCCCCCCUGAGAAAGAGCAGCAGCUUGAACAACCUUCUGGACCAAGCGGCUCCUCCUCCACCUCCUCCUCCUUCUCAGCCCGAGUUGCCGAGCUCCGAGCCAAAGAUCGAAUCAGGAAAGCAGAGCUCAGCUGGGACAAAUCCUGUACUCUUCCCCAGGGGAACCAACCCGUUCGCCACAGUGAAGUUGAAGCCGACGUCGACCAAUGACAGAUCAGCUCCAUAUCUGAGCCGCAGAUGAACCAAUCACUGAACAGAUCCUCCUCUGAACCAAUGAAAUCCUUUAAUGGACGGGUAUUGAUCUUUGUUGGUUUAAUAUCUGCUCCCUUUGUUUUACAUUAGGUUUUAAUUACAUCAUACAUGGAGCUGGUUGAGAAUGAUAAUAGAUCAUGUAUUAUCUAGUAUGUAAUGAAUAAGGCUGGAAUAAGAACGUAAUGUUGUAAUGUGUACUGUUAUAGGAUCAGAGUCUUUCUGAAUAAAUAAAUGAUUUCUCUCUAUUGUGGGACCUGAAGGAAUGUUUAUGAUGAUGAUUUAAAUCAUCUUAUUAUCUGAGUCUAUUCAUUGAGGACAGCGAAUACCUCCUGAGUUUAUUUGUUCAUCCACUGGGAAACUAAAUCCAAAUUAAACCUCAGCCUGAGUCUAAUUCUGUUAAGGGCUCAACAGCUCAGUCCUCCAACACACGAGUAAAGAAAUAAAGAAUGUUCCAAUUCUGACCCAGAAAAUCUGUCUUUACAAAGUUGAAAUGUAAAAAUGUUCAAAUGUCUACAUGUUUGUGAAGCUUCCUCCAGAGAAAGGACGUUUAAAGCAGGUAGCUGCUGCUACAACUGAUCUCUUCAAUAAAUGACUGAGACUCUG